UUGACAUCUGAAAUCUGCCUCCUCGUUUCAUUGUUCUUCUUGGAGUAUGUAAGAUUAUACUUGGGUUAUAAAGGAAACUUAACAGAGAACAAGAAAAUAUUGAUUCUAAGUGUCGUAUUCUCAUUACCGUCAUUUUUUGGCUGCCUUUACAUUGCAAUUUGGCAGACGUUGAUAUACAAACUGGAAGUCAUUAUUUCUUCUGUUCAAUUAGUUUUCAUUUGCGUUGGAAUAGUCAUGUGUUUGAUAGUUUAA
Helobdella robusta is the source of this 252-nucleotide messenger RNA. RefSeq lists its product as hypothetical. Gene Ontology annotation, cellular component: ciliary transition zone. The annotation marks the transcript as partial. The transcript is spliced from 2 exons. Gene Ontology annotation, biological process: non-motile cilium assembly. NCBI's taxonomy places the organism in Eukaryota, Metazoa, Annelida, Clitellata, Rhynchobdellida, Glossiphoniidae. The record is from RefSeq and is a predicted model, not a curated record.